AUGAAUUACACUGAAGAUAAAACUGCCAACAACACGAAUUUUGCUGUUGUGGGCAUGAUGCCUGCCUUCUCUUGGAAGGAAGAUGAAGAGGAACAUUUUUUUAAUGAAUCAGAGAUCCAAGAAGGCAUUGAUAAAGUAAAAGGCUUGAUUGAAUCGGAAGAUCCAGCAAUAGUUCUUUUGGUGGGAAUGGUGUUGGGCUUAUACUGGUUUGGCCGUGGAGUCGAGUGUGGACCUUUGGUAGUUGAAGAUGAUGAGGAUAGAAUGUACUAUUUGCUUCCUUCAACUACCCCAAACCCCACUUAUUCGGCUGCCCGAAUUCGUGAAGAGUUUAUACGUUGUGGGGAGUACUUACACCAGCAUGAAUAA
This is a messenger RNA of Mucor mucedo, 366 nucleotides long. RefSeq lists its product as uncharacterized. The record is from RefSeq and is a predicted model, not a curated record. Lineage: Eukaryota; Fungi; Mucoromycota; Mucoromycetes; Mucorales; Mucoraceae. The coding region runs from base 1 to 366 and encodes 121 amino acids. The transcript is spliced from 2 exons.